AUGUCUGACCACCACCUAAUUGAAAGUUUUGUUGCGGUGACAGGCGCAUCGCUGUAUUUGGCCGAACAGUAUCUUGCCCGAAACAACCAGGACCUUGCUGCGGCAAUUGAGGAUUUCUAUGCGGCCGAAUCCAACUCGCCCCUGGCCGCCAGCAGCCCCGCCCCAAGAGCGAAAGCCGGUGGCAAAACAAGGGGCGUGCACACAUUGCGCGAGUUGGGCAGCGACGACGAAGAAGACAAGACAAACCAAAACUUGUUUACUGGCGGCGAGAAGUCGGCGUUGCAAGUUGAGAAUCCAGACGAUUCGCGCCAACUGCUGAUGGUGGAGCGUAUUUUCGAGCGCGCGCGCGCCCAAAUGGGCGAGCCGGACGACCGCGAGUCUGCGCAAGCGCCGCCCCGCCAGUUUUCCGGUGGCGGCUACAAGUUGGGCGACCUGGAGCGCGCGCUGGAACCGAUUGCGGCGGCGCCGCGCGCGCCGCCCAAAGUGUCGCGCGAAAUCAUUUUCUGGCGCCAAGGCUUCACUGUGGGCGACGGAGAGUUGCAACGAUACGACGAUCCGGCCAACCAGCGUGUUUUGGAGGACUUGCGCCAAGGCCGCGUGCCCGUGCUGGUUUUGGGCGUUGAAUUCGGCCAAGACGUUGACGUUUCCGUCUCGCGCAGAACCGACGAAGACUACGUGCCGCCUCGCCCUGUGGGCGGCUUCCGCGGAUCCGGAAAGCGUUUAGGUCUGCCUGUGCCGGGCGAACCAACGCCAGAACCUGUUCUGCGAACUGAAAAGGAAACCCCUAAAGAGAAGGAGGAUCCAGGUUCGGGCGACUCGCCUGUGCAGAUCCGCUUUGCCAACGGCCAAAGAGUCACUCACCGCUUCAACUCGUCAGACACAGUGGCCGACAUCUAUGCGUUUGUGCGCCAACACCAUCACAAUGACCAGCUGCGAGAGUUUGUGCUUUCACAUGCUUUCCCAGUCAAGCCAAUCGAAGAGUCGACCCAGACAUUGGGCGAAGCAAAGUUGAAGAACGAGGUGCUUGUCCAGCGGUGGAAGUAG
Clavispora lusitaniae ATCC 42720 is the source of this 1044-nucleotide messenger RNA. RefSeq names its product protein phosphatase regulator (gene SHP1). The record is from RefSeq and is a predicted model, not a curated record. Gene Ontology annotation, molecular function: ubiquitin binding. Gene Ontology annotation, biological process: Golgi organization; proteasome-mediated ubiquitin-dependent protein catabolic process; membrane fusion. Gene Ontology annotation, cellular component: nucleus; cytosol. NCBI's taxonomy places the organism in Eukaryota, Fungi, Ascomycota, Pichiomycetes, Serinales, Metschnikowiaceae.